AUGGAAUUUCGCUCGCGUAAAGUGAAGUCCAAUGAGCAAUUUGACACGCGUCAGUUGAAUGGCGCGCGUCACCUUUACGGGUCUAAACAGAGCGAGACCGCGAUGAGCCCAGCCCCCGCGGCCCCCUCGGCCCGCGACAAAAACAUCGCUCACUUCGCCCACAGCAAACAGUCGCUCGCUGACAGUGGAAGGACGUGUACGUACGAAAUGGAACGUGAUCACAUCGGUGUUUGGGGCUCUGGGGAUGGCCAACCCAACAGCAAACUGUCUGGCCUUGACCGCCUGAAACAUCCCGGACUCAACAAGGGUAUGGCCUUCUCAAUUGAAGAGCGUCAAGCCUUAGGUAUCCACGGCCUGCUGCCUCCCAGAGUGAAAAGCCAGGACGAGCAGGUGCAGCUUUGCAAGCUCUCUAUCGACAGAUACGAAGACCCUCUCAAUAAAUACAUCUACCUUAUGGGACUUCUUGACCGCAAUGAGCAUCUCUUCUAUCGUUUCAUCGGCGAGAACGUAGCGGAGAUGAUGCCCAUCGUGUACACGCCGACCGUGGGCCUCGCCUGCCAGAAGUACGGCCUCGUGUACCGCCGCCCUCGCGGACUGUUCAUCACCAUCCACGAUAAGGGACACGUUUACGAUAUUUUGAAGAACUGGCCCGAGGUAGACGUGCGCGCUAUCGUAGUGACAGACGGAGAGCGUAUAUUGGGUCUGGGUGACUUGGGCGCGUGCGGUAUGGGCAUCCCCGUGGGCAAGCUGGCCCUCUACACAGCUCUCGCUGGCAUCAAACCACAUCAGACUUUACCCAUUACUCUUGAUGUCGGUACAAACAACCAGACAAUGUUAGACGACCCACUCUACAUCGGUCUGCGCCAGAAGCGCGUGCGCGGCGCCGCCUACGACGAGUUCAUAGACGAGUUCAUGCAGGCCGUAGUAAAGCGCUUCGGGCAGAACUGCCUCAUACAGUUCGAGGACUUCGCCAAUGCUAACGCUUUCCGUUUGCUCGAGAAGUACCGUGGCAGGUACUGCACGUUUAACGACGACAUCCAGGGCACGGCGUCGGUGGCGGUGGCGGGGCUGCUCGCCAGCCUGCGCCUCACCGGCAAGCGCCUCUCCGACAACGUCAUCGUGUUUCAGGGCGCCGGCGAGGCUUCAAUAGGCAUAGCAGAACUAUGCGUGAGAGCCAUGAAGAAGGAGGGUACGUCGGACGCGGAGGCGCGCGCGCGCAUAUACCUCGUGGACUCCAAGGGGCUGGUGGUGAAGGACCGGCCCGAGGGCGGGCUCAAUGAACACAAGCUGCACUUCGCGAAGGACUGUCCGCCCAUCAGGACCCUGGCUGAAGUGGUCAACGUUACGAAGCCUUCUGUGCUUAUUGGCGCGGCGGCGGUGGGCGGCGCGUUCACGGCGGACAUCCUGCGCGCGAUGGGCGCCAACAACGAGCGCCCCGUCGUGUUCGCGCUCUCCAACCCCACCAGCAAGGCGGAGUGCACCGCCGAGCAGGCCUACUCAUACACGGACGACCGCGCCAUCUUCGCGUCUGGCUCUCCGUUCCCGGACUACCGCACGAAGGACGGGCGCGUGCUGCGGCCGGGGCAGGGCAACAACGCCUACAUCUUCCCGGGCCUCGCGCUCGGCAUACUCGCCGCUGGCAUCGUCGACAUCUCCGACGACUUCAUACUGCUCGCCGCUGAGACGCUGGCCGAGAUCGUGUCGCAGGAGGACCUGGACGCGGGCAGCCUGUACCCUCCGCUCGCCGCCAUACAGGAGUGCUCCAUCAAGAUAGCCAAGAACAUCGUCAAACACGCGUACACUACUGGCAAGGCGUCGGUGCAGCCGCAGCCGACGGACGCGGAGGCGUUCGUGCGCGCGCAGGUGUACGACGUGCGGUACGCGCCCGCGCUGCCCGCCGUGUACGAGUGGCCCGCCGCCGCGCCGCGCGUGCACAUGAUG
Brenthis ino (lesser marbled fritillary) is the source of this 1941-nucleotide messenger RNA. NCBI's taxonomy places the organism in Eukaryota, Metazoa, Arthropoda, Insecta, Lepidoptera, Nymphalidae. The record is from the annotation of a GenBank genome assembly.